GUGACGGCGCCUCCGCGCCCCCGGCUCGCCGCGGCUCCCGGGAUGCGCGGAGGCGGCGGCGAUGGCGAUGAUGCCUGUAGCCCUGCAUCCUUCUCGGAGGCGCGCGGAGCUGGGGUCUGGGCUGCGAGAUGGAGGAGGAGGGGCGGCGCUGCGGCCACCGGGCAGGCUUUUCUGCCUUGGUUCUCUUUUGUCACAUAUGGCUCAUCUGUGAGUUGAGGCCCUGACUCCCUUCCCACAGAAGGAAGAGUCCUUUCUCUCUGAAAAUGAACUCAACGGACCACCUUCAGGAUGCUGCCAACACCACCUUGCUCCAUGUGCUUCCCUCGCAGGGAGGAAAUAGCACAGCUGUCCGGGAGAAUCUCCAGGAUUUCAUCCAUACGGCCACUUUGGUAACCUGUACUUUCCUCCUCGCCGUCAUCUUCUGCCUGGGCUCUUACGGCAACUUCAUUGUCUUCUUGUCCUUCUUUGAUCCAGCCUUCAGGAAAUUCAGAACCAACUUUGAUUUCAUGAUCCUGAACCUGUCCUUCUGUGACCUCUUCAUCUGUGGCGUGACCGCCCCCAUGUUCACCUUUGUGUUGUUCUUCAGCUCAGUCAGUAGCGUACCGGAUGCUUUCUGCUUCACCUUCCAUCUCACCAGUUCCGGCUUCAUCAUCAUGUCCCUCAAGACAGUGGCCGUGAUUGCCCUGCACCGGCUCCGCAUGGUCCUCGGGAAGCAGCCUAAUCGCACGGCCUCCUUUCCCUGCACCUUGCUCCUCACUCUGCUUCUCUGGGCCACCAGUUUCACCCUCGCCACCCUGGCCACCUUGAAAACCAGCAAGUCCCACCUCUGCCUCCCCAUGUCCAGCCUGAUUGCUGGAGAAGGGAAAGCCGUUCUGUCUCUCUAUGUGGUCGACUUCACCUUUUGUGUUGCUGUGGUCUCUGUCUCUUACAUCAUGAUUGCUCAGACCCUGCGGAAAAAUGCUCAAGUCAGAAAGUGCCCCCCUGUAAUUACAGUAGAUGCUUCCAGACCACAGCCUUUCAUGGGGGCACCCGUGAAGGGAGGGGGAGAUCCCAUCCAGUGCACCGUGCCAGCCCUGUACAGGAACCAGAAUUACAACAAACUGCAGCAUGUUCAGACCCAUGGAUACACCAAGAGUCCCAGCCAGCUGCCCACCCCUGCAGCCAGCCGGCUGCAGCUGGUAUCAGGUGUCAAUCUCUCCACGGUUAAGGAUUCCAAGGCGGUGGUCACCUGCGUGGUCAUCGUGCUGUCGGUCCUGGUGUGCUGUCUUCCCCUGGGGAUUUCUUUGGUGCAGGUAGUUCUGUCCAGCGAUGGGAGCUUCAUCCUUUACCAGUUUGAACUGUUUGGAUUUACCCUUAUAUUUUUCAAAUCAGGAUUAAACCCUUUUAUAUAUUCUCGGAACAGUGCAGGGCUGAGAAGGAAAGUGCUCUGUUGCCUUCAGUACAUAGGCCUGGGUUUCUUCUGCUGCAAACAGAAGACUCGACUUCGAGCCAUGGGAAAAGGGAACCUCGAAGUCAACAGAAACAAAUCCUCCCAUCAUGAAACAAACUCUGCCUACAUGUUGUCUCCUAAGCCUCAGAAGAAAUUUGUGGACCAGGCUUGUGGCCCAAGUCACUCGAAGGAAAGUGUGGUCAGCCCCAAGAUCUCUGCGGGACAGCCCCACUACGGUCAGAGCAGCUCAACACCCAUCAACACGCGAAUCGAGCCGUACUACAGCAUCUAUAACAGCAGCCCGUCCCAGGAAGACAGCAUCCCGUGUAACUUACAGCCAGGAAACUCGUUUAAAGGGUUUGCCAACUCAUAUAUCGCCAUGCAUUAUCACACCACUAAUGAUUUAAUGCAAGACUAUGACAGCACUUCAACCAGGCAGAUCCCGGUGCCCUCUGUGUAGAGUCUUGGGGGCUGGACAAUCUCGUCUACACUGCUUUUGUUUCUGAUACUAAUGGAUGGGUUUUUGUUUGGUUUGGUUUUGUUUUUCACUUUGGUGAGACCAGUACUAGAUCAAAACGUAAAAAUUCCGCUAAACAGUUGGCAGUGAUGGUUUUCUUUUGUCUGAAGUAUUAGCAUCUAUUAAUUUCUUGGCGGUUUCUUAACAUUUUAAGAGUUGAUGUAAAAGGUUGUUAUUUAGAUUUUUACCCUGACCUGUGCUCCGAUCUUUUGUACUAAAUUUUUAAAUAGAUGCCCGGGAAUGAUCAUGCUACUAUGUUAAAGAAGAGAAGGAACUGAUUAUGACCUUUUGGGUCAGUGUCAUGGGUCUUCAAAGUCUCUAUGAGCUGGAAUGUUUCAAGAAUGCGAAAGUAUGAUCUUUCCUGAGGUGUUAUUUUUAUUAAUUGAAGUAUAAAUUUUGAUUCUUUGAAGUAUUGAAAUGGGGAACAAGACACUUUUUUGGUAGCAGGCUCAUUUGAAUAAAUAAUAUAUUGUUAAAGCAGAAAAUCAGAAAUAUUAUCUGUAACUACCUUUACCAAAAAUCCAUAAGCAUUGGGUACUUUCGUAAGACAGUCAACCAGGAAUAUGGUGUUAGGCGUAUUACCAUUUCUUAUCAUAGACAUUAUUAUUUUGUGUCAAUUGAGUAGCUGUAUAGUUCAUUUUAAAAAGAAAGAUGUUUUUGCCUGGUAAAAGUGAAUUAUUCCAUUUUGGAAUAUUCUUAUCCUUGUGAAGAGGACUGCAUCUGUGGCAGAGGUAUGCUAUUCCUGGGAGAGUUGGUACUAAAUGUGCUCAUCUCAGUCAGGGUGUUAUUAUGUGGGAAGCAACCUAGACUGCUAUGUGUUAGACGAUCCUUAUUAUUAAGAAGGCACAAGGAUGAGAUUGGGAAUGUUUUGAUUUGUGCUUUCCUUCUGUGUGAGAAUGGUUUGUUAACAACUUGACAAAAAAUAUCCAAGUAACUAUUUAGGUAUAUAUAUAUUUUUUGUCUUCCUUUAUAUGUUACCGUGAUGGAAAAAUUCUUAAGAUGAUCUGUUUUCAAAUUAAUUGUGUAUUUUCUCCCCCGUUAAUCUUAAACUAGAGGUGGGCAGUAGGAAAACUAGAUUAAGUAUUUCUAUACCUAAAAAUAAUUUUAUUAUGUACUCUGUGAUGCUUAGCAUAACAACUGUAAACUCACAUUUUUAUGGAAAAAUAUUUUCAUCAUACAGUUAACAUUUGAACUUGCUACAGUUUUUGAACUAUUAACUGCUAGACUCAAGAUGAACAUCAAGAUACAAAACCUAUCUUUAUAAAUUGUUAUAUUCAAGAACAGUUAUUGCAGAUUGGAAGGCACUUUAUUCCUUUGGAUGAAAGGUAUUCAAUUUAUAGCACCCUCUCCCACGUUGUUCCCACGUACAGAGGUCAUGAGAAGCAUGGAGAAGACACAGUAGAUACUCAGCUAGAACUCUGUUCAACCUCAUCUUACAACUCUUACUGUUCAGUACAAAUCAACCAUUUCUGUUUCUGAGAUUGAGAUACAGGUUUCAUUUUAUUUUCAAAUUCACCUUUUAGGACUCUCUUCUUCCCUUUCUUCCUUUAUUUUUGCUAUUAAAUUUUAUAAUAGAACAGAAAAUAUCCACUCUUUCACAUUUUUUUGUAAUUGAAUGCUAUUUUUGGAAGUCACUAUUACCAGUUUCAAUUGUGCUUUUAUAUUUUUAAAAUAACACUGUUUUCAUUCAUUAAUACUCCCAUGAGAUAGAUUAGUAUAUUACCUCUUUUUAAACAAAGAAUUAAGAAAUCUAAUAUCCUCUUCCAAGAUCAUUUGAAGAAUUGUGGCACUUUUCAGUAGUGCUUUUCAAUUAGACUUUUGUCUAAAUUCAGAAUUUGGUAUUUAUUCCAAUAAGCCAAAUGGCUUUAUAAUUAAUAACAUUAAUCCAGAAGAUAUUUCAAACUUUUUAAAGUAUGUAUCUCUUUUUUGGCCAGGCAUUUCAAAUGUGAUUCAAUAAAAGGUUUUUUUAAAUGUAAUUUCUACUUGUAAUAUGAAAAGUGACAGUUUCCUGUGUGACCUUUGAAAUGACUUGACCCAUCUUUGGGAGGUGAAAAUUAUAGCAUAAAGAAAACUAAGCAUGUGCACAUGAGAUAUUCAGUUUCUUUAUGCUCACUCAUCAAGAAAUUAUUGAUUCAACUUGCAUGAAAGAGAGUGGGCUAGAUUCUUAGCCCUCCUCUGUAUCUAUAUGUACAUACAGGUAGAUGUAUAUAACUUCUCUCUUCAUAAGGGCUAAAAUGAGAACUAAAAGUCAUGAGAAUUCAGUUGAAUAUGACUAAUUAGCAGGGCAUAUUAAUUAGUUCUCUUGAUGCUUUACUGUGAUGCAAAGUCUGUGUGUAUGUCAAACAUUUUAUAAUUCUUCUGAUGUUAACCAUUAGGCCAGAUUUGUAUUUCUGAUGCUUUUAAUGUUCUUUUAAAAUAAUGUUUAGAAAAUAAAAAUAUUGAAAAUCCUAACCUUUCUGAAUAUCAGAUUACAAUACUAUGACUUUCAUGUCUAAUCAUUUAAAUCAGAGAAUAGUAGUGAUCAUUAUUGCAGAAUGGAUAGCAAUGUGGUGAAGCUCAGAGAGAGUUAUUUUCCUUAAGAGAUGAAAUGACAUUUUUGACCAUACUGUGUAGCAUGCAUGAUACUCAGACUAAACAAGAACAGCUCCAAAUGUUAAUUAUUUACCAAACUAAAUUUCUCACCCAGCUGGGAAAGUCCUGACUGAAUAUUUCAAAAACUUCUUUAAAAUGAGAUUAAUUUGGAAAAAGAUACAGAAUUUUGGAAUUUUUAGUUCAUCAAUCAGAGUUUGGUUUUCAGAAUCAGAAAGUAUUAAGCAGAAAGGGAUUGAAUAUAGCAAAUUAGCUAUCUACUAAAUUAUUAGAACAUCAGGGCUCUAUGAUGGGUUUUUAAGAAAGAUUCCAAAUAAACACUACCAGCCUGAUUAACCAGGAGAGCUACUACUUCUGCUGCAACUCAGAAAGGGGAAGUCAAGAGGCCUCCUUGGACUUUUGGUUUCAUGGACCACCCUGUUGAAGUAGAUAUUCAGAGAUGAGGAACUUGCUGCCACUACUACUACCUCUACAACUAAUCCUCUUGACACCUCCAAAGCAAGUGGCUGAACAGAAAAACACUGCUGCAGAAAUAAAUUUGGCAUAUGUAUUUAUUUCGUGGAACCCAAUUUGCAUUUAAAACCCUAGCUGUCCACAAGUCUGGAAAGUGUAGUUACACUAAAACGGUAAUCGAAAAGAGGUUUGGGACAGGUACUUGAGUUCCAAUCUCAUUGGUCCUCAGUGGUCCUCCUUUUUGGUACUCAGCACUUGUAUCCACACUUCUAGCCAUUCUUUCAAACGACGGCAACAGCAACAAGACCAUUCUCCCAUUUGAAAUAAUGCAGUCACUUCUCUCAUUUAAACAAAAACAUGCCUUCUCUUUUCCAGACUGGCUGCUUUUAUUAUCUUUUUCUAUGUCUUCAGUGUUCUGCAGUUUUAAUAUGAUAUGUAUCUUUUUAUUUAUCUUGGGAUUGAUUGGACUUUUUGAAUCUAUGUUCUGGUGUCUUUCAUCAGUUGUGGACAAUUCUCAGCCAUUAUCUUCUCAAAUAUUGCUUCGGCCCCAUUUUCUCUAUUC
Messenger RNA from Rhinolophus ferrumequinum (greater horseshoe bat), 5550 nucleotides. RefSeq names its product ankyrin repeat and SOCS box protein 3. Gene Ontology annotation, biological process: positive regulation of transcription by RNA polymerase II; G protein-coupled receptor signaling pathway; intracellular signal transduction. The transcript has 2 exons. Gene Ontology annotation, molecular function: C-C chemokine receptor activity; protein binding; transcription cis-regulatory region binding. The record is from RefSeq and is a predicted model, not a curated record. Gene Ontology annotation, cellular component: nucleus; membrane. The coding region runs from base 264 to 1889 and encodes 541 amino acids. NCBI's taxonomy places the organism in Eukaryota, Metazoa, Chordata, Mammalia, Chiroptera, Rhinolophidae.